AUGUUUUCCCAGUGGGCCAAGCUAGUGGCAGCAAGAAGGUUGCCAGGAUACAGACCGCAAGUUUUGCCAGGGAAAUUUGAUAACGUUAUCAUCGCUAUGUCAUCCGGGGUGGACUCGUCCGUUGCGGCAGCGAUAUUUGCUGAUCAGUACCCGAACGCUCGAGGAAUUUACAUGCAGAACUGGUCCAAAUCGCAGUCUCUGACUGAUCCAAGCAAAGAGGCCUGCUACGAGAGAGAUUGGAAGGAUGUUGUGAGAACUGCAGAGCAUCUAGCUAUCCCAGUCGAUAAGGUCAACUUUGAGCAGGAGUACUGGAUAGACGUAUUUGAGCCGAUGUUGGACAGCUACAGCAGGGGCUGGACCCCAAAUCCAGACGUCUCGUGCAACAAGUUCGUCAAGUUCGGUAAGUUGCGGCACCAUCUGAAUGCAAAAUACGGGAAGGGGAACUACUGGCUGGUAACGGGACACUACGCCCGGGCAUUAGACUGCGAGUGGGACAAUGAGACGCACCUUCUGCGAAGUUACUACUUGCAAAAGGAUCAAAGCUAUUAUCUGUCCCUCAUCCCGCCGUCUUUUCUUCCCAGAGUGCUGUUUCCGAUGGGACACCUAACAAAACCUGAAGUGAGACAGCUUGCCAAGGACAUCGGCCUACCGUCGGCUGCGAAACCCGACUCCCAGGGGAUAUGCUUUGUCAACAAUUCACAACAUGGGAAGUUCAAGAAUUUCCUGCAGCAUUACCUGCCGGAGUCCAAGGGCCACAUUGUGACUGUCGAUGAAGCUACGGGAAAGAAACGAACAUGGGGCGAGCAUGGCGGGCUCUGGUCUUACACGAUUGGCCAAAAAAUAGGGUUUUCCAUGCCACAGGGAGAUCCCAGAUAUGCGGGCGCAUGGUACGUGAGUGAUAAACUGCAAGAUACAAACGAGCUUGUCAUUGUUCGAGGUUCCAACCAUCCCGCGCUGUACAAGAAAGCUCUUGAUGUUCAAAAUUUCACCAUACAGGGACUCAAGCAAGCCAAGAUUAAGGCUGAGAUUGCCGCUGCAGCCAUGAGCGGGACAUUGACAAUGCAGUACAGAUCUCUGCAAGAACCAAUUCCCGUACUGGCAACCGAGCUGCCCGACAACAAGCUGCUACAUGUAGAACUGGUCGAAAAACAGAGAGCGAUGGCUCCAGGCCAAAACUGCUGCCUAUAUCUGGGCGACAGGAUACUUGGCAGCGGAACGAUAAGCAAAGUCGAGUAA
Molecule: messenger RNA, 1236 nt
Organism: Torulaspora globosa
Lineage: Eukaryota; Fungi; Ascomycota; Saccharomycetes; Saccharomycetales; Saccharomycetaceae
Gene: SLM3
Product: tRNA-5-taurinomethyluridine 2-sulfurtransferase
Exons: 1
Coding region: 1-1236 (411 amino acids)
Biological process (GO): tRNA wobble position uridine thiolation
Cellular component (GO): mitochondrion
Molecular function (GO): sulfurtransferase activity
Source: RefSeq, a predicted model, not a curated record